This is a messenger RNA of Symbiodinium sp. CCMP2592, 483 nucleotides long. NCBI's taxonomy places the organism in Eukaryota, Dinophyceae, Suessiales, Symbiodiniaceae. The record is from the annotation of a GenBank genome assembly.
AUGCAGAAGGAUCGUGGAAGUGCACUUCUAUCAGCAAGGAGCCGGGGCAUGCCGUGGCGACUUCAUGUCCUUCAAGCCUUGGCGCUCAAGCGAGGAAUCAAUAGCUUGGCUUCGCCAUCUAGAGUGUUGAAGAGGAUCGCGGUGGAUGUGCAGAUUCAAACCGCAAGAUGGAAGAAGCAAAUGCUGCUGGAACAUGUUGGCAUACGGCGGCUAUGCCCUGAGACCGUGCUUUCGUCAAGUGACAGGCCGCCCUGUAGUUGGAGAAGCUCGGGCGGUCUGGAGUUUCGUGUCUGUGAACAUAACAAAGGCACCGAUGAUUUCUUCCCGGUGAUCCGGCAUCCUAGCUCGCCAAGCGAGUUCAGGUGCAGCGGCGAGUCGACAUAUAUCACAAAACAAGUAGAUCCACGGACAGUCUCCGCCGCAGGAUUGCUCUGGCAAUCCCGACGGCAGAUUGCGGUACGAUGCGCAGCGCUCAUCGCUUAG